CUUUCCAAAACGGCGCGAUCCCCUAAUAAACGGGACGGCUGGCUCCUCUACCCCCGGUUGUCUGCCGCCCGGUGCAAUACUCCGCGCGGACGGUACCGGAACACCGACCGGAAGUUGGGACCCCCUACUGUACAGGGUGGUAGAGAGCGAAUUGAGAGAGCUGAUCGAUGGACCAACACCCAACACUGGGAAGCCUGGAACCUGUGGGAUGAAGUGAUCAACUGGGGAGAAGGUGUGGAGGAGUUCUCACCAGUGACACUCCCCACUGUCCAGGCUGGGGGGGUUAAGGGGGGAUUUGGGGGGUCUACUGAUUUGGGUAAGGGAGGGGAGAGUGUGGGAAAGGAUGGACUGCUAGCCAGCACUAGUAUUUCAUCUCAAAGUCUUCAGAGUAAUUACGGCCUUUCAUCUGAAGACUGGGAAAUUUAUAAAACUUGCUACCUUAACAAAAAAAAGAAAGUCAGGAAGGACCGGACAAGCCGGGGGGAGGGUGAGGUAAGGGGGCAGAGUAGUGAGGAAUAUGUGGAGGUACCAGAGUGGGGAACAUUUGAGGGGAAGGCCUCCAGGGUUGUGAUGGAGGGGACAGAGGCUGGUAUUAGUAUGAUGGAUAUGCUAAAUGGAGGUGAGGAGAAUGUAUGUGAGGUGGGAGUGAAUGUGGAGGAGGUUAAGGGAGGAGAAGGGAAAAGUACAGGGAAUGCUGUGGAAUAUGUGGUGUCACAAGUAGGCAGAACUUGGCUAGAACCCAUCCAGGAGGAAGACCUUGAGGAAGAUGAAGAAACAGAUGAGGAGCUUCAGGAAGCAGAAGACACUGAUGCUGCCACAGUGGACAGUUGGCAGUGCAUGGCGGCAUAUGUAGCCAGAAUAUGGCUGCAGACUUUACAGGAAGAUGGACCUGAGGAAAAUGAAGAAGCUGAUGUGGUAUUCCAGCAGGCAGAAGAUGCUGAUGCUACCACACUGGUCAGGUUUCAGUGUAUGGUGGCAUCUGAAGACAGAUCACAGCUACUGACUAUACCAGAAGAAGGACCUGAGGAAGAGGACGAGACUGAAGUGAUGAAGACAGAUAAAACAAAAGAAGAUGCUGAUGCUGCCGAGAAGAUCUACAGUGAAGAAGUAUCAUUCCAUGUGAAUGCCGAAGAUCUUCCUGAAGAUGAUACUGAGAAGAGCCACAAGAAGAAGAAGAAGAAGAUGAAGUGGUGCUUCUUCUGCUGUCCCCUGCCCUUCAGAAGAAGUAGCAAGAGACAGUAAUUAUAAGGC
Messenger RNA from Brienomyrus brachyistius, 1251 nucleotides. RefSeq lists its product as uncharacterized. NCBI's taxonomy places the organism in Eukaryota, Metazoa, Chordata, Actinopteri, Osteoglossiformes, Mormyridae. The record is from RefSeq and is a predicted model, not a curated record. Bases 571 to 1242 code for a protein of 223 amino acids. The transcript has 2 exons.